Molecule: messenger RNA, 1044 nt
Organism: Cuscuta campestris
Lineage: Eukaryota; Viridiplantae; Streptophyta; Magnoliopsida; Solanales; Convolvulaceae
Source: the annotation of a GenBank genome assembly
GCGGCGGCCCAGAGAGAGAGAGAUCAGAGGAUGGGGAGGGGGAGAGUGGAAAUGAAGAGAAUAGAGAACAAAAUAAACAGGCAGGUCACAUUCUCAAAGAGGAGAAUUGGGCUUUUCAAGAAAGCUUUUGAGCUCUCCGUUCUCUGUGAUGCCGAAGUUGCCCUCAUCGUCUUCUCCAGCCGCGGCAAGCUUUUCGACUUUGCCACUUGCAGCGGCGGCAUGAUCAAAACCCUUGAGCGCUACCAAAAUUCCAAACUUAAUCUUACUCAACAACAAAUCUCCACUGCUGGUAGAGAUAGAGAAACCCAGCUGCAGAGCUGCCCGUACCGUGACGAGUUUCUAACACUCAAAGCCACGUAUGAAUCUCUUCAAAGAACUCAAAGGAAUCUGCUUGGAGAAGAUCUGGGCCAACUCGACAUCAGAGAGUUGGAUAAUCUCGAGAAACAGCUUGAAAGUGCUCUUGCACAAGCCAGGCAAAGAAGGGCUGAAAUUCUGAUGGAACAGAUGGAUGAACUUCGAAGAAAGGAGAGGCAUCUAAUUGCUAUGAAUAAGCAGCUGAAGAUCAAAGUUUCAGAAGAAUUGUCAUUGCCUUCUCAAUCCGACCACGGCCCCCAACCCUUUCUCCAAAUCGGGUAUGAUCACUAUAUGGGGGCAGAAGUAGGAUCCUCUGGGACAAGGGACAUUGAAUCGGAGUGCAACGUUUACCACGGCUGGAACUUUUCACCUUUCUGAACCAUACCCACCCUACCUAACCCAUCUCCUACCUAGCUAUAUAGUUAUUCAUAUAUACAUAUACUUUUGGUAAAGUCCUCUCCUAUAUAUACACAUAUGCGUACUACUACAUUAUCAUAGAUACUCAUUAUCUACUGGAGUCUUCUCUUUUGGUGGUAUUUAUAUCAUAUGUUGUUUAUCUAGUCUAGCUGCAUAUAUGGGCAUUGAAGAACAUAUUUCAACUUUAGUGAUAUGAUAGAGUUUAAGAGUAGAUAGAAAUCACUCAACUCAACUCAACUCAACUGUAUUCUAGACUAAAUGCUUGAAUCCAUA